AUGGGCGACGAAUUAGAAGAGUUCCUUCUAAGUUUUAGGGAUAAAAUAGGAUCCCAAAGUUACCAAAAGGUAGCCACAAUUCUUCCAGAAAAUGAUUUUACGUCUACAUUAGCGUUAAAAUUGUUAGAUAGCUAAAAUCUUGAAGAAAUACUUAAAGGAUCGGAGUUGCCACUUGGGGCAAGGAAAAUAUUGGACUACCAUGAUCUUGACUUGAUAAAAAAAUAAUCUUCGUUGAAUCGAAAGGCUUCUAAAUAUUGCUGCAAUAAAAACGUAACCUCACCAGACGAGGCAUGUAGUGACAAUGAGACUACCCAUGGCGUUGCUACUGAAACCUCCAAGCAGAAUUCCACUGUGGUAUGUACAAAUAUAUAUAAAUAUGGUUAUAUGGUUUAUGCUGCAAUAAAAUUAUAUAAUGUAAAACAUUUCAGUUUGAUAUUAUACUAACAUCGCAUUUGCUGUUACCUAGAGUAAGACUACGGAAUAUCCAACGACAGCAAAGCGGCCAUUGCAAAAUCGUCAAAGAAAUGUCGAAGAGCAAAUUCGUGCAAAUCGACAAGAGUUGCAGGUGAUGCAAGUCCGUUUGGAAUCAAUGAACAUAAACGUACCGGAAUUACCUGAGAUUGGAAGGUAUAAAGUCGUCUGUGGUAAUUGUCAUCACCGAGGACACAGAAAUCAACAAACUAAACCAUGUAUCAUGGAAAGAUGCUCGUCAUUUACGUACUGUGGCAUUAAGGAUAAACAUCCGGAAUAUCGAAUGAAGUGCGCCAUAAAAAAAAGAGCGACGCUAUUAAACAACUUGAAGAAGAAUUAG
This is a messenger RNA of Paramuricea clavata, 811 nucleotides long. The record is from the annotation of a GenBank genome assembly. NCBI's taxonomy places the organism in Eukaryota, Metazoa, Cnidaria, Anthozoa, Malacalcyonacea, Plexauridae.